This is a messenger RNA of Microplitis demolitor, 7165 nucleotides long. RefSeq names its product rootletin (gene mud). NCBI's taxonomy places the organism in Eukaryota, Metazoa, Arthropoda, Insecta, Hymenoptera, Braconidae. The coding region runs from base 264 to 7067 and encodes 2267 amino acids. The record is from RefSeq and is a predicted model, not a curated record. The transcript is spliced from 7 exons.
AAAGGAGUAAAAGAGAUGAAUAGCAAGCUUGGGGAAAAAACUUGCAUAAAAUUUCAACGGAGGUUAGAAAUUUAAAAAAAGUUACCGGUGUAUAACCGAAAAAUCAGAGUCUAAUGUCAAGGUGCACUGUACUGAUGGGAAUAUAAAUCAGUAGUGUAAUGUCUAACGUUUUUGAAUUUUUAACUAUUUAAAUUAUAUAUUUUUUUAUAGUAAUUGUAAUUGUAUUUAUUUAUUAAAAGUUAUUUAAAUUAUUAUUAUUUAAAAUGGAACACUGGAGCACAAUAAUAGUAGAAUGGAUUAAUUGUUUAAACCUCAAUGAAACCCAGUUGUCAGACAUUCAACAACUUCAAGACAAUUCAGCUGUCUAUGGCAAAAUCAUCCAACAAUUGAAACUUGAUGUCAAAGGAAAAAAUCCAGAUUCUUGUUAUGAAAUAUCAAAAUUUAUUGAAGAAGAAUAUCCAGAUUUUAUAAUAAAUAAAAAUAAUGACGACGAUAAUGUAUCUGAUCAUAUUUAUAAAAUGUCUCUCUUGUUAUUGAGUGCCUCACAAAAAAUAGCUUUUCACAAACCCAUGUAUUCCUUAAAAAAUGAUUCACAAGUGAUGAUAAAAAAAUUUUUAGAGCUUCUUUUACCCCAUGGUAAAGGAUUAACAUUUGAAACAGUUCGCGAAAGUAUAAUGGAAUUAGGAGAUACGAUUCCCAAAACACCUCCAAAGACACCGAAAGAUCGUCCAUUAAAAAAUUAUUUAACAUCUCCAGCAGCACAGUCAGCUUAUCGUCACAAAAUGUUGAAUGAACGUAAUCGUGAGUUGAGACUCUUGAAAGCUCAGCUGGAAACUGAGUUAUUCGAAAAAAUUGAUCUACAAGGAGACAUUAAAACUCUAGAAGAUAAAGUUAAAAAUUUACAAAAACAGUUAACAAAAAAAACAGAAGAACUGAAGACAUUGAGAAUCGAAUAUGCAAGUCCGAAAACUCCACAGUCUGUGAGAAAAAAUAAAAGUAAUCAAAAUGUCGAAGACUAUUUAAAAAAAGAAAUUGAAAAUUUGGAAAAUUAUAACAUGAAACUACAAGCAGAACUAAACCAAGUUGAAGAAGAGCAUGAAAAUUUGAAACGUCGUUUAGCAUCAAAGGAUCGUCUCAAUGCAACUUUGAAGGAGAAGGCGGAAGAAUUUGAACGAGGAAUGGAAUCUUUAUCUAUACAAUUAGAGGUAAAGACCAACGAAUUGUUAGAUUUAAGGAUGCAAAAUGAAGAACUACGUGGUCAUAUCAAAGGUAUGCAAAGAUACUCAACGGAUGCUGACCAAAGUUUUGAAAUGGACAACGUCCUUCGCGCAAGAUCACCAACUCCUGGACUUAACGUCAGUGAAGCUGCCAGUUCUAUUAUUGAUAUUCAACUAAAAGAAGCCAAUGAAGAAUCUGCUAGGCUGAGAGAUGAAUUAUCUAGUAUUCAGAAUAAAUUAGAUGAGGCUUUGCAGGAGUGUCAAGAAUUUAAAUCUCUCAAUGAUUUGCUAAAUGAAAAAGUAUCGAGUUUAGACGAAAUCAAAAUGGCGUUAGAAAUUACGGAGGAUAGAUUGGAAAAACGACAGUGUCAGAUAAAUAUAUUGGAAAUGGAGAAAAAAAACCUGCAAGACGAACUAGAAAAACAUAAAAAAGAUAUAAAUGCUAAAGAAAUUACAUUGAAAGAGACUGAAGAAAUGAAAUGUAAAUUGGAAUCUCAUAUUUCUUCAAUCGCAGAAGAAUUAAAUAAAUUAAAAAUAUCAUUGGUUACAGCAGAAGAUACGUUGGCUCAAAGCGUUACCACAAAAGAAGUCUUGAUGAUGAAGUUGAAUACAGCCGAUAGUAAAAUUGACAGCUUAAAAGAGUCUUUGAGUAUCGAAGCUAAAAAAUACCAGGAGCUGACUGAAGAUUCAGAACAGAAAAUUCGUAGUUUAGAAGAAAAUAUAAAAACGUACUUAGAAAAUAAAUGUCAGCUUGAGGUGACUGUCAGUCAGCUGAAUGAGGAGCUGAAGAAUUUGAACAAAGAGUUGGACAAUAAAAAUUCAAUAAUAGAUUCACUAAAUACCAAAGUAACUGAGUUAGAUGAUAAAGUUGUAAAUUAUGCUGAUGAAAAGCGACAGUUUGAUGAAAUAGUCACGCAAAAAACUGAAGAUAUAUUUGAAUUGAAUAAAAAGCUUGAUGAUAAAAAACUGGCGGUAGAUUCAUUGAAUGCUAAGUUGUUAAAUAUGGAAGAAGACAUCACGAGGUACUUGAAAAAUAAACAAGAACUUGAACAUACUAUUGAACAGCAAGCUAAUGAUUUAGAUAAAUUUAAUAGAGAUCUUGAUGACACGAAUUCAAUAAUUGAUUCACUGAAUAAUAAAUUAUUUGAAUUUAAAAAAAUAAUCGCAAGUGAUUCUGAAGUUAAACUGCAGCUUGAGGAAGUUAUCAGCCAGCAAAAGCAAGAUUUAGUUCAAGCGAAUGAAAUAAUCGAGGAUAAAAGUUCGACUGUUAAAUCACUGGAAUUAAAAAUUUCGGAGCUAAAUAAAACUGUUAAAAAAUAUUCAGAGGAUCAGCAACAACUCCAAGACGCUAUUGAGUAUCAGAAAGAAAAUCUGAUUAAAUUAAAAGAUGAACUUGACAACAAAAAUUUAAUUAUCGAUUCACUAAAUUCUACGCUUUUGCAAUUAGAACAGACGAUUGUUAUGUAUUCUGAGGAAAAACGUGAUCUAAAGAAAAUAAUUGUAGAUACGAAUGAAGACACUCGUAGAUUAAAUCGAGAUUUAGAAGUUAAAAAUUCAACAAUAGAUUCAUUGAAUGCCAAGAUAUCGGAUCUAGAAAAUAUUAUUGAUAAGUAUUCGGAAGAUAAACGACAGCUUGAAGAAACUAUCGACAGGUCUAAUAGAGAGUCAGUUAAAUUGAAUGAUCAACUCGCUAAUAAAAAUUCAAUAAUCGAUUCAUUGAAUGCCAAGUUGACGCAGUUGGAAAAUUCAAUGAAAAUUAUUCUUCAAGAGAAGCAAAAUCUUUCCGAAAUCAGCGAACAACAAAAUAGAGAUUUAAUUAAAAUGAAAGAAGAACUCAGCGAUAAAAAUUUAUUAAUUGAUUUAAUGAGUAAUAAGUUAUCAGACUUAGAAGAAAAUAUUUCGGUAAUUUCCCGUGAAAAAGAAUCACUGGAAAAAUCAGUACAAACUUUGAAAAAUGAUUUAGUCAAUUUGAAUAUUGAAGUUGAUGCUAAAAAUUCAUCGAUUGAUUUAAUGAACAGUAAAAUUUUACAAUUAGAAAGUGUUGUCACGUCUAAUUCAGAGGAAAAGAAACAGCUUGAAGAGAUUGUUGAGCAGCUUAAUUGCAAUGUCGUUGAUUUAAAUAAGGAAAUUGACAAUAAAAACUUGGCUUUAGAUUCUUUGAAUAUCGUGUUAUCAGAAUCAAGAGAUACUAUUGCUAAAUACUUAGAUGAAAAACAUCAACUUGAAAGGGGAAUUGAGCAACAGAGAAGUGAAUUGAUAAAUUUGAAUAUGGAACUUGAAGACAGACAAUCAACAAUAGAAUCAAUGAACGAUAAAUUUUCUCAACUGGAAGACGUCAUCGCAACUCACUUAGAAGAUAAGAAAUUAUUAGAAAAUUCUGUAGAGCAACAAAAGAGGGAAUUAAUGAAAUUGAAUGAGGAACUGGAAAGCAGACAAUCGACAAUAGAAUUGAUGAAUAAUAAAUUUGUACAGUCAGAAAAUAUUAAUGAGACGUAUUUAGAAGAAAAGCAGCAGCUACAAGACACUUUAGAGCAACAGAAGAGUGAAUUGAUAAAAUUAAAUGAGGAACUUGAAGACAGACAAUCAACAAUAGAAUCAAUGAACGAUAAAUUUUCUCAACUGGAAGACGUCAUCGCAACGCACUUAGAAGAUAAAAAAUUAUUGGAAAAUUCUGUAGAGCAACAGAAGAGGGAAUUAGUAAAAUUAAAUGAGGAACUGGAAAGCAGACAAUCGACAAUAGAAUUGAUGAAUAAUAAAUUUGUACAGUUAGAAAAUAUUAAUGAGACGUAUUUAGAAGAAAAGCAGCAGCUACAAGACACUUUAGAGCAACAGAAGAGUGAAUUGAUAAAAUUAAAUACGGAAGUUGAAGAUAAAAAUUCAAAUAUUGAGUUAUUGAACAGUAAAAUAUCAGAAGUAGAAGCUAAAUUGAAUUCCAAGGAGUUGGCUCUAUCAAGUGCGGAAACAAAAAUAUGUGAACUAAAUGAACUCCGAGAAGAGCUUCAGAGUCAACUUGUUCAGGAACAAAAAAAUAUUAUUAUUUGUAUGGAUGAAAAAGACAAAUUGCAAGUCAAACUUGAUGACUUGAUAAAAUCAGACGAGAAAAAAUCUUCAGCUGCCCAAGAAAAAAUUCAGGAAUUAAAGUCUCAGUGUGAGGAAUUAAUUUCCGAGCUUGCCGGCGCAAAUUCUAAAAUUUCUGAUCAAGAUAACGCAAUCCAAGACAUCAGGACUGAACGUAAUUUACUGAAAAAUAAAUUAGAUGACAUUAGUAAGGAACUGGAAAGUCAAAAAGAAGAGACUAGAAUUAUGGAACUACAGAUUGAAGAACUUAAACAGAUUAACGAACGAACGAUAACCGGGUAUCAAGAACGCGAGGUUGCUUCCAAUGAACUCCUAAAUUCUGUAGAGAAAAAACUUUUGUCAAUGCAGAAUACAUGCGAGACACUUAAGUUGGAUAAAAAAAUCCAGGAAGAAUCACUCGCUGUUCUCAGUUCAAAAUUAGAGCAGGUGACUAAGGAGAAAAUUGAAUCGGAGUUAAAGAUGAAAGAAGUAAUCGUCAAUCUACAGGAAGUGAGAGCUAGUCAAGAAGCUGUACUAGAUGCGCAGUCGAAAGCUCUUGCUGACAGAUCUGCAGAACUAGAUGCAGUGAAACUAGAAUUUGCUAAACUUAAGAAAACUCUUGAAUUAGAAAUUAAUGAACAAAAAAUCCAGAGUAAAGAGAAGUCUGAUGAAUGCGAGGCUCUGAAAGAAUCUAAUGUCAGGAAUCUUAAAGUGGUAGAAGAACUUGAAUUUAAAUUAAAUGCAGUAAAUAGUGAAAUGAAAACAUUGCAAGAAGACUAUGAGAGUUUGAAAAAAAAUCUUGAAGAAAAAAUAGAGAGAUCUGAAGCCGCUGUCAAGGCGACGAAAGAAAAUACUGAGCAAUUAUCAGAACAACUUGACAUCAUGGCGACUGAAAAAAAAAAUCGUAGUGAAUAUUUAUCUCGGCUGGUUCGGGAGAAAAAGAACUUACAGGAUGUACUUGAUAAGGUGAUAAGUAGUCGUGAUAAUUUAGAAGAAAAUCUUUUGAGUACUCAGCGGUCGUAUGUCGACACGUUAAAUAAAGUCAAGUAUAUUUUUAAUGAAAGAAAUUCAGCUUGUGAUGAAUUGAAACAUCUUGAGGCGCAGAAACAGGAGUUAGAAAAAUUAUUAAAAGAUAUUAGCGACCGUCAGUCUAAGACUUCAAAGCCUUUGAUAAAAGUUCUCUGCCGAGUUUCUUCGUGGGUUGAAGAAAAACUCAGUGAAAUUGAUGUAUCUGUGAUCAAAAGGGAAUUUAAUGAAUCUGGUGAUACUUUGGCAGAUGAAAAACUGGUUUUGGAAGGAGAGAUCGAAAAAAAUGAGUCAAUAUGCAAAGACUUGGAUGUCGUACAAAAGAAAAUCAAUGAGUUUUUAAAUGCGUCGAUUACUUAUGAAGCGAAUAUGAAAUCGGGUAACGUAAAACGCGAGCCCAGUGCUGAGGAAAAGUUACAAGCGCAGCUUGAAAAAAUUACUAAAGAGAAAAAAGAUAUCAAGGAAAAAUUGGACUCAGCUCGGGUAAGAAACGCGAAGAUGGAAAAAAAUAUUGAUGAGCUGAGGAGUGAAAAUAAAAAAAUAAAAGCCGAGAUAUCUUCGUCGUCUUCAGAUAAAAACUCAGAAGUAGAACGUCUGACAGUAUUAGUUGAACAAUUGGAAAAACGAAUUGAAAGUCUUGAUAAAGAGAAAGAAGAAUUGGAGAAGAAGUUGAAGGACGAUGACUUUGACAGUAGAUUGAAGGAAGUUCACAAUGAGUAUGGAUUAAAACUUGAAAAGUUGAAACAGAAAAUGAAAGUAGCGUACAAUGAACAGAUUAGUAAACUUCAAGUUGAGCAGGACCAGGCGAUGGCAGAGAAAGUAGCGGCAAUGAAGACCAAAAUGGAACAGCAAUGUAAAAAAUACUCUGAAGAUAUCGCUAGAUACAAAGCGCACGUCAGUGAAUUGUCAUCGCAGUUUUGGAACAUCGGUGAGAAACUUUUAGCAGAGCAACAAGAAAAAGAAACGGCCCAACAACGCCUUCAGGACUUACAAAAGAAAUACCAGUCUGCAAUGCAAGAGGCUAAUCAGUCACUUGCUCUAGCUCACAGUCAAGUUAAUUCGUCAAGUUUAGACAGAGAUUUUAAUUAUGACCGGUCGGAUGCGCCGAGACAAAGUUUCCGAGCAGUUCAACUUAUUGAGGAAGAGACAACUACUACUCGAAGACACAGUGUUAAGAGUAUCCAAGCUAUGGGGAACGCUUUUAGUGUUGAGGAUGAAGAGGGUGAAGUCUUUAAUAAUGACUUUUUAACAGACUUGAAGGAAGGUAAAUUCCGUACUGCUGAACCAGGACCUGAUUUUGAUCGAUUAUCAGAAUUACGUAUGCGAAAUUCAUUGUGUCGUCCACAUCUUAGAUCUGCUUAUGCUGUUGAAACACAUUUCCAUCCCUUUGCUAUCACUGAAGAAGAUAUCAAGAGUGGUCCAACAAAUGACGAAACUUUCAAUGACAGUCUCAGUCAAAGUCUUCUUCCAGGUCAGAAGGUCAAAAAGAAGGACAGAACACAGACUUCUUAUAAAAGACCUGGUCCACCUACUCCCAGUAAAAAUGGUGGUAGAUUGUCACUCCAGGGUAAUGAAUUGAAAAGUCCAAACUCAAGAAUACUACGAGAUAGAAAUAGUGAAAGACGUACUACCACAACUCCAAAACGUCUAAAAGACUUUUUUUCAACUUCCUUGUCAAGACGUCAAGAUGAGAAUACGCCGGCUACUCCAAAAGGCCGCAGACUUAGCAGCAUCUUUCGCAAAUCUCGAGCGGCGGAAAGAAAUUAAAGAUAAAUAAUAAUAAAAUAAAAUAUUUUGUUGCAUUUACUUUUUAUGUUCGUUAAAAAAAUAAUUUUAAUAAAAAAUAAUUCAAUGCCUUAAUGCUA